Molecule: messenger RNA, 2431 nt
Organism: Balaenoptera ricei (Rice's whale)
Lineage: Eukaryota; Metazoa; Chordata; Mammalia; Artiodactyla; Balaenopteridae
Gene: LRRC36
Product: leucine rich repeat containing 36
Exons: 15
Coding region: 6-2315 (769 amino acids)
Molecular function (GO): protein binding
Source: RefSeq, a predicted model, not a curated record
CGGGAAUGGCGGAGCAGUGGGAGCUGGACGAGGAGGGCAUCCGCCGCCUGGGGGCGCUGACCCUGGAGCAACCCGAACUGGUGGAGUCUCUUUCAUUGCAGGGAUCUUACGCUGGAAAAAUCCAUUCCAUUGGUGAUGCCUUCAGAAAUUUUAAAAGUCUCCGAUCCUUAGAUUUAUCAAGAAAUUUGAUCACUAGCCUGAAGGGCAUCCAGUAUUUAUGUUCACUCCAAGACCUGAAUUUAUAUUAUAACAACAUUCCUUCAUUAGUGGAGGUGUCCCGCCUACAGCCUUUACCCUUCCUCAAAGAACUAGAUUUGAGACUCAAUCCUGUUGUCAGGAAAGAUACAGAUUAUAGGCUCUUUGCUGUGUACACGCUACAAACUCUGGAGAAACUGGAUGACCGAGCCGUACGAGAAAGUGAGAGAAAGGCUGCCAAGCUGCAUUUUAGUCAGUUGGGUAACAAUGAAAAUUUUCUUUUAGAGGUGGAAAAAAGGGAGAAGACAGUGAAAAACUGUGUAGCAAAUGAGAGCACUGCAUCAAAAGUCAGCACUGAUGUUGAUAACAGGAUUGAAACUGGCUCAAACAAAGGACUUUUUAUUCCCUUCCCUAACUGGGAAGUAAAGGAUUCCCCAACAAGUACUUCUGUAACCCAGGGCAAUGGUAUACCAGAUCAGAAAUUAGACACUUUGCCACUGGGGACACAGGAAGUGGCAAGAAGGGAGAUGCCAAGUGAGAAUCACCAGGAAGAUGAAUUCAGACGCUACUCGCCUCAUCAAUCCACAGUUCGAACCCCAGAGAAGAUGGCUAGAGAAGGGUACCGAAUAUCUUUUUUGGACAACAAGUCUUCAGGUUCUUCUCCAGAAAAGGACUUGAUACUAAAACCUGAUACUUAUCAGCUUACCCAUGAUGCCUCAUUGGGUAAACGCCUGGAUGUGGGUGAUUCUAGACAGAGUCAUCCCUAUCAGUUACCUUCAGAUGCUGGUCUAGAAAAUUAUGAUAGUCAUUAUUCUCAAAAUCCAUCCCUGCAUGGAAGUCUUGGUAAAAGGCCUCAGAGAAGCAGGAACUACCGAGAAUAUAGCACAAAACCUUCAAAUAACAUGAAGGCCACCACAUCCCAUUCCUGCGGAGACUUACUGACUUCUCUGUCAAACCCUGACUCCAGCACCGGAAGGCUUUUGAAGCUUAGUUCAGAUCUGUAUGCCACAACCCAUUUCAACAGCGACCCUGCUCUGCUGGUGAAUGUAGAGCAAAAAUUAUCCACCAGCCUCGGCGAUUUAACACCAGCACAUGGUUCUUUCCCAAACAACACCAUCCUGGGAGACUCUCUGCGGACACUGCUGUUGCCUACUGGGACUUCAGAAAACAGAGAGAGUUUGACCAAGGGGUCAUUAAGCCCAUUGAGAAGAGGAUUCAAACGGAAAGAAAAUAUCCUUGACACCCUGAAUCCAAAACAUGGUUUCAGAGAUGCUACAGGCAGCGAGCCACUGAUGCCUAUUUUUCCAGACAAGAGCACUGGUGUUAAUGUAUUUGGGGCGAAGCCUCUCUCUAGUGACCUGGGCAGUUUGCAUGGUUUGCCAGGAAACCACAGUCCCCCGAUCUCUGCCAGAACAUCCCAUGUGGCCACUGUCCUCAGACAGCUCCUGGAGCUUGUGGAUAAGCACUGGAACGGUUCCGGCUCCCUCCUCCUCAACAAGAAGUUUCUGGGUCCUGCCCGAGAUCUGCUUCUGACUUUGGUAGUCCCUGCUCCUUCUCAGCAGUGGUGUCGCUCACAUCCUGAAGAUACAUCAAAAGCCUUCCACAAGAGGGAGAUGGAACUGAAGGAGACGGGGCAGCUGGUCCCUAAUGACAUGGAAAGUUUGAAGCAAAAACUGGUCAGAGUGCUGGAGGAAAACCUCAUUUUGUCAGAAAAAAUCCAGCAAUUGGAGGAAGGUGCUACCACCUCAAUUGUGAGUGGGCACCAGUCCCACACUUAUGAUGAUCUUCUGCGCAAAAACCAACAGCUGAACAUGCAGGUGGCUUGCCUGAACCAGGAGCUUGCCCAGCUGAAAAAGCUGGAGGAGACAGUGGCCCUUCUCCAUGAAAGUCAGAGAUCCCUGGUGGUAACUAAUGAGUAUCUGCUGCAGCAGCUGACUAAAGAGCAAAAAGGUUAUUCUGGGAAAGCACUCCUGCCUCCUGAGAAGAGUCAUCAUUUGGGGAGAUCAUCGCCCUUUGGGAAAAGCACGCUGUCUUCCUCCUCACCAGUGGCACAUGAUACGGGUCAGUAUCUAAUACAGAGUGUUUCAGACUCUGUCCCAGAGCCUAGUCUAUGGAGCUAGCACUGCACACCUUCUUUGCAGCUUCCCUCUCAGCCCCAGGGGGCUCUCAGUGUUAUUGCCACUAGUAUGGUGGUAUUCACUCUCAAGAUUAAGAAAAAAAUCUUAUUUUAAUUAUA